Drechmeria coniospora is the source of this 558-nucleotide messenger RNA. RefSeq lists its product as uncharacterized. The coding region runs from base 1 to 558 and encodes 185 amino acids. The transcript is spliced from 3 exons. The record is from RefSeq and is a predicted model, not a curated record. Lineage: Eukaryota; Fungi; Ascomycota; Sordariomycetes; Hypocreales; Ophiocordycipitaceae.
AUGCGGACUUCUCUGAGGCUAGGUUUUGCAGCCAUACUGGCCCAAGGGGUAUUCUCUACCGAAGCCCCUAUCCCUGGAUUUGGUGUAGAAGUAUUGGAGUGGAAUGUUGAGGUUUCUCCUGGCCGGGUGGAAGCCCUCAAUGGCACUGUCCAGGAGGUCUUUGCACAGGCUCUCCAAAUUAACCAUUAUUUUCAACUUAAGCCCAUUCCUGAGGCAAAGAACUUGCACAAGAGGCGCCCACCCGUUAAAUGCGACGGUGUUGGGUUGGAGUCUGCUAGCACGAGAACAAUUGAGGAUGGCGUUAGCUACCUUCGUCGAUUGUCGGGGACGCCUAGCCACGGCCCUGGUCCAAGUGUCUGCGCUCGGGUCAGCUGUUCCUAUAAUGCUGCUAUCUGGUGGUGCAAUAGAAACCACCACCCAAUAACUCUAGGCAGCUGGGACUGGAUUGCCAAUAGCGCCCAGCAUAUUGUUAAUACAUGCAGCCAUCGUGGCAUGGUCAGGGGAGAAAAUAUCGAGGGUGACAACUGGUCUACAUUUGUCGGCCAUGCCAAUUGCUGA